AUGGCUGAGCUAACAAAACCAUAUAAAAAAUUAUUGCAAAAACGCGACAAUCUUGUACGUGCAAUCUUAACUCAUGAAUCAAAAAUAAAAGACGGUGUCACGCCGUUGGCAGCCGCUACAAGAUUAAUUCAACUGGAUGGUUCAUUCGAAAAAUAUAAAGAAUUGUGGGAAAAACUGGAAGAGGAAAAUGAAUUUGACUUAAAUCAUUUCGAGGUAGACAAUGAAAUAGUAACAGAAUCCUACAUCAAUACUGUUACAAUGAUAAAAUCAAUAAUCAAAGAUCACUCGCAAAAUGAAAUGAUGUCAUUAAACUCAACAUUAGCUACCCAAUGUAACAACAGCGCCCCCGAAAUUAAAUUGCCCACAAUUUCUAUUCCGAAAUUCGAUGGCAAGGAGUUAGAAUGGACCACAUUCUACGACACCUUCUCAUCUUUAGUCGAUCAAAACCCUAAUAUACCGAAAAUAAGCAAAAUGCACUACUUGCGCGAUAGUCUAAAGGGUGAAGCGUUUCAAGCGAUUUGCAAACUCCCAGCUUCCGAUGCAAAUUAUGACAUUGCAUGGAAAGUGCUGUUAGAACAGUACCAUAACACACGUGCAAUUGUGAACGAUUGCUUGAAGUCAUUCGUGUUUCAAGAGCAAAUUCAACAUCGUAAUGCUGGCAGUAUGCGUAAAUUGAUCGACACAACGAAAACAUCUUUACAAUGCAUUGAAUCGCUCGACGUGAGCAUUGAGGAGUGGGAUCCUUUUAUCGUGUACAUCUUGCAAACGAAGUUAGACAAAGAAACAGCAAUUGACUGGGAGAAGAAACUGGGAGGCUCAAAGGAAAUUCCAACAUAUGUUACAAUGCUUGACUUUCUGGAAACGCAACAUCGAAUAUUGAAAACGCCGACAGGGUUGCCUGCAACCGCCAUUGUGAAAGUGCAAGAUAAAUCUGGAGUCUAUCAUUUAUUCCGUGCGUUGAUCGAUCAAGGGUCACAGGGAAUUGUUGUGUCCGAAAGAGCCGUUCAAAUUCUACGUCUUCCACGCAAGAAGGCAAAUGUCCCAUUGCUCGGAAUUGAUGAUAAACCACUCGGAAAAGCAACAAAAUCAAUCCGAAUUCAAGUGCAAUCUGCAGUAAACAGCGAUUUCGUCAUAUCAAUGGAAGCACUUGUAAUGCGGUCAAUCGUGUCAGCCGGCCCACAAUUUGAAAAACACAAUAAAUGGAAACAUUUGAACGGUUUGCAACUCGCAGAUCCUGAGUAUAUGCAAGCAAAUGCGGUUGACAUUCUGUUUGGUGUGGACAUUUACGGCAUUAUCGUUGAAAAUGGUUUAAAGAAGGGCAAAUUACACGAACCAGUAGCACAAAAUUCGUCGUUCGGCUGGCUUGUAUUCGGCGCUGCAUGCAAAGCAAAAGAGUACAGCGUUCGCAUCCAUACAACUAGCUUGGCGAACACAAAUGAUAACGAUGACAAUGAAGAUUUAAAUAUAGCAUUGACACGUUUCUGGGAGAGUGAAGAAGUGAAUUUGAAGCCAAUCAUGACCGAAGAACAUGAGAAAUGCGUAAAGUUGUGCAAUGAAACGACGAUUCGAUUGCCAAGUGGCCAAGUGCAAGUGUCUCUCCCAUUUAACAUGGAUCGCAAUAAUGAAAACUUUCUCGUUGACUCUCGUAAGAUGGCAUUACGACGUUUUUUUCACUUAGAAAAGAAAUUUGAGAAAGAUGCAACUUACUAUGAACGAUAUAAAGCCGAUAUGUUGAAUUAUCUUGAGUGCAACCACAUGAGCUUAAGCAAAUCACCAUCUAACGAGGGUUACUACGUGCCACAUCAUGCCGUAACUCGAGAAGAAAGCACCACAACGAAACAGCGCACUGUCUACGACGCAUCAGCUAAAACUUCGAACGGGUUUUCUUUAAACGAUCGUUGUUUGAACGGCCCCACCAUACAGCCAGAACUAUUCGAUACGUUCAUUCGUUGGCGCACAAAUAAAAUUGCUUUGGUUGCUGACGUGGAAAAAAUGUAUCGUCAAGUCUCGCUCGCCCCGGAAGAUCGAAAAUACCAAAAGAUUCUUUGGAGAUUUUCGAAAGAAGAGCCAAUUCAAACCUAUGAAAUAAACUGCGUAAUGUUUGGUGGCAAGUCUGCUCCGUUCUUGGCAAUUAAUGCAACUUUUUAUCUCGCUGAGUGUGAAAAAGAUAACUUUCCAAAGGCCGCAGAAUGUAUAAAAACAUGUUUGUACGUCGAUGAUUGCAUGAGCGGCAGCCAUUCAGUCAAAUCAGCAGUUGAACUGCAACGCGAGUUGAAUGGUUUGUUUAAAUCCGGCAACAUGCGUCUUCGAAAAUGGGCAUCGAAUAGCGAAGCGGCAUUGGACGGCAUUCCAAGUGAAGAUCGAGCAAUUAGCCAAUCGUUAACCUUGAAAACCACCGACACAGUGAAAACUCUGGGCAUGAAAUGGACGCCUGCAACCGAUUCAUUGAGCUUCACAAUCGACAUGACUCGUUUAUCAUCUGAACCGCGAAUUACCAAACGAAAGCUAGUUUCAGAUGCGUCCAAACUUUAUGAUCCGUGCGGUUUGUUAGCUCCAAUCACAAUUAAAGCCAAAAUGCUCAUGCAAGCGACUUUCAAAGAAGGAAUCGGUUGGGAUGAUUUUGUGUGCGAUGCCAUUCAAAAUGAAUGGAAUGAAUACAGAGUGGAACUGCCAUUGAUUAAACAAUUGAAAAUUAAGCGAUGGCUCAGCAUGACACCAAAUUCAACAAAACAAUUGCACGGAUUCUGCGACGCUUCCGAUAAUGGACUUUCGGCUUGCGUUUAUAUAGUGCAAACAUCGAAUGAAAUCACCACAGCAUCACUCAUAUGCGCUAAAACUCGUGUUGCACCCAUUGAUCCAGUCGCAACACCUCGUUUAGAAUUGUGUGGAGCUGUUCUAUUGUCACAUUUGGCCGCUCGCAUUGAACAUAAUCUGAAGAUUGACAAAAAUAACGUGCAUUUAUGGACCGAUUCGUCAGCUGUCUGGCAUUGGUUGCAACAUCAUCCGUCACGCUUUCAGGUGUACAUCGCUCAUGGCGUGCUUGAAAUUCAGAAGCUGUAUCCAGCGAACCACUGGAAGCAUGUUCGAACUCAUGAAAACCCAGCAGAUAUCGCAUCUCGGGGUGUUUCUGCACGUCACUUGCUCAACAAUUCUCUUUGGUUUUCUGGACCAAAGUGGCUCUGCCUUGACAAAACUCAGUGGCCAAAAAUCGAUUUGCCAUUGCCACAAGGCUUAAAUUUAGAAAAAAAGCGCACGCGAAUAAACAUUGCUGUUCCACAAUCAGCGCCAUGCGAAAUGGACUUCUUAUUGCGAUUUUCGAGUUUGCUUCGAUUGCUUCGGGUUACGGCUCGCAUAUUUCGAUUGGCUAAACACAGAAAGGGAGAGGCUGCCUCUUUGCCCGAUUAUGUAACGCCUGAGGAAUUGGAGGAAGCAAAAAUUGAAUGGGUAAAAUACAUUCAAGCCCUAUAUUUUGCCAAAGAAAUUCGCGAUUUAAGAAAGAACGGAUUCGUCGACGAAAAAAGUGCACUACGCUCGCUCAACCCGCAAUUCAACGAAAACAAAAUUCUCGUCGUCAAUGGUCGAUUACGGUAUGCUCCGCUACCAGAACGACAAAGAUGUCCGAUGAUUUUGCCAGCAAAUAGCCAUUUCACACAACUAGCAAUAAAUCGCGCCCAUGCAACGUCGUUACACGGCACCAUUCACCUGACUUUGGCUCGUGUUCGCCAAGAAUUUUGGAUCCUGAACGGUCGCAAUCGUGUGAAAGCAUUCGUCCACAAAUGCGUUGUCUGCUUUCGACAAAAACCCAAGUCAAUGACUCAAUUGAUGGCGCCAUUACCUGCCAUAAAAACAACUCCGUCUCGCGCAUUUUUGCAUUGUGGUCUGGAUUUUGCGGGACCAAUUCAAAUAAAGAGCUCGAAUAAACGAAAUGCACCGACUGAGAAAGGUUAUAUUUGCGUGUUCGUGUGUAUGGCCUCGAAAGCAGUCCAUUUGGAACUCGUCGGUGACUUGAGUACCCAGAAGUUCAUUUUGGCAAUUCGUCGAAUGAUGGCGCGACGAGGAAUGAGCACUGAUUUUUAUUGCGAUCGAGGGACAAAUUUUCAAGGUGCAAGCAACGAAUUGCCUCGUCUUUUCUUGGAUGCCAAAGCAACAACAUCAACUGAAAUCGCCCAAUUAUUCGCUUCCGAUGGCAUUCGAUUCCAUUUCAAUCCCCCAAGCGCACCGAACUGGGGCGGACAAUGGGAAUCGUUCGUCAAGCUGACGAAACAUCAUUUGCGCCGAAUGACCACCGCAGUUAAACUAACGUUCGAGGAAAUGGCAACGCUUCUUGCUCAAAUUGAAUCAUGCCUAAACUCGCGGCCUUUGUGUGCAAUCACAACGGAUAUAAAUGAUUUGGAGCCACUCACGCCCGGUCAUUUGUUGAUUGGCGCUCCGCUUAAUUUGAUUCCAGAACCGAAUUCACUAUCACUAAAAGACAAUACGCUCGACCGGUUCCAAGCCAUACAAAAGGGCCUACAAACAUUCUGGAAGCGCUUUUCAGAAGAAUAUUUGCACGCGCAACACCCCAGAAAGAAAUGGCUCAAGCCAAAUGAAGAUGUCAACUGCGGCGACCUAGUAAUCAUCAUCGAGGACAAUCUACCGCCGGCAAAAUGGAUGAUGGCCAGGAUCAUCGAACUUCACACUGGGACAGACGGCUAC
Messenger RNA from Sitodiplosis mosellana (orange wheat blossom midge), 4695 nucleotides. RefSeq lists its product as uncharacterized. The annotation marks the transcript as partial. Lineage: Eukaryota; Metazoa; Arthropoda; Insecta; Diptera; Cecidomyiidae. Gene Ontology annotation, molecular function: nucleic acid binding. The record is from RefSeq and is a predicted model, not a curated record. The transcript has 2 exons. Gene Ontology annotation, biological process: DNA integration.